Molecule: messenger RNA, 7658 nt
Organism: Anopheles moucheti
Lineage: Eukaryota; Metazoa; Arthropoda; Insecta; Diptera; Culicidae
Gene: Root
Product: rootletin
Exons: 11
Coding region: 1-7146 (2381 amino acids)
Source: RefSeq, a predicted model, not a curated record
AUGGAAUUCCUCUCACACACGGUGGCCAACGGCGUGUGCCACCAUAAUGCUCAUGCUGCUCUUGCUAGCACUGGCAGAGGCAGUGUUGCCAGCCGUGAACAUAAAGGCGAAAUCACGCCACCGGAGCAGCGUACAGCACACUGCCAAGCAACAACGCACCGGUUGUCAACAGUUUCCCCCACGGUGCCGGGCGUCGGAACGCGUUGCCUGGAACUGGUCGAGCAGGCCGUAGCGCUGGAACGGCGCAUGUCAGGAAGCGGGCGCGACGUAAAGGUGUCGCUGGUUGAAAUCGGCGAUCUAUGCUUCGCUACCAAGGUAAACGAUAAACAAAUUAUCUUCUGCACCAGGCGACGCCCAGCGGAGGCCCCGGUAACAGGGGGCAGCAGCAGCAGUAGCAGAAACGAUGAAGUCGCCCAGGACGUUAGAAAAGGAUCCGAAUCGGUCGCGGGCGGUUCAGUUCCUCGUCAGUUGUCAGCCGGAGCGGACCGGCAGCCUCGUGCAGAAGCGGUGUGCAGCGUUGUGGCAGCGGUUGGUGUGGACAGUCGUGGUGAGCUGGUGGAUAGGUUGUACCUAGCGCGUGACGGACAACGGUGGCUACGGGUGCCCGCAUCGGAUCCGGUCGAUUGUGCCCCUGGUGUCGAUCCUGGUAACGGUGCAACGGCCGCCCAUUGGAGUAGUGCCGGUACGGGCGGUACUCUCGAUCAAACCGAUCCGGAGACCGCGGUGAAACUUACUUUCGACGGUAACAGUGCGAGGGGACGUAGUACCGGUGCGGACCAGUUCGAACAGUUUUGUGUCAAGUGUCGUGUGUAUCUUUUGGAGCAUUUUGCAAAGUUUCGCAGCAACGUCGGCGUGAUGUCGCGCUUGAAUGGUAAGGAUUGUGCACCGAGCUUAGGACUGCGUCACUCGGAAGGAGGUGGUGGAGUUGGCCCGGGUGCAAACAUCGAUCGCUCCAAGAAACCUUUCUCCAGACCGUUCAACAAGAACCGGCUGCAGCACGACGCGUCAGCAGCUGGAGGUGGUGGUGGUGGUGGAAGUGGUACAUUGAACGUCCCAGCCACAGCAAGGAUGCCCUCGAGUACGGGCAGCAGCAGUUCGCCACCGAGUGCGGCCGACACAAACGCCCUCAUACGUCAGAACAAUGAACUACGCCACCGGCUGCAGGAGGAGGCGAACAACUAUCGGCGCCGGUUAGACACGUACAAGCAGGCGCAAAACAAUCAAGCUGCCUUGGUUAGCCGACUGCAGGCAAAGGUACUGCAGUACAAACAACGUUGCACGGAUCUGGAACAAUUGCCUCCCGCGGCUGCGAGCUGUAUCGCUGGCGGUGGUGGUGGUGGUGGACGCUAUGGUACUGGAAGUCGAGAACCAUCGCCCGGAUCAAGACAUCCGCAUCAUCCGCACCAUGCGCCAUCGUCACCACCACCGACGGGUGGCGCAAUCUGUUCCGAUGCGGCAGGACCACUCAGCCUGCCCUCGGUAUGCCCGGUAGCGCGGGAACGCGCCCGGUCAAGAUCCCGGUCGCAAUCACCGUGCCGGAAGUACUCCGAAGGAUCCCACGACGAAAUCCGCCAUCAGCUGGACGAGGAACGACGACGUUGCGAAAAAUUGCUGGUCGAGAACUCCUGCCUGCGGCAGCAGUUGGAAGAGUCUCAUCGCACCAACGACGCAUUAACGAACGAUCUCCAGAAGCUUACCAGCGAUUGGGAAAGCUUGCGUGAUGAACUGUUGAGCAAGGAAGACGAAUGGAAAGAGGAGGAACAGGCAUUCAACGAUUACUAUAAUAACGAACAUACGCGGCUGUUGAAAAUGUGGCGCGAGGUGGUACAGGUGCGCCGCAUGUACAACGAGAUGGCCUCCACCACCAAGAUGGAGCUCGGUCGCAUGCAUCUCGAGCUGUCAGGCACGGUGCGCGAGGUGUCGGGUGCUUGUAGCGGCGUCUCAGUGAACCUGAAACAGUCGUCCAAAUUUGAGGAGGCACAACAGAUGCACAUUGAGCGUGAAAACAUGGAGCUUAAGUCGCAACUGUCCGAACUUCGGCUGCAGUACGAAGCGGCCAGGCAAGAGAUAAGCCAGCGUGACCAGCGACUACAACAGAUGGCGCAAGAUCUGAAGCUACUCGAUGAUCGCUAUACGCAGGCCGACAGUCAAGCAGCCCAGGCACACCGCAUGAACGAUGAGGUGGAACGGCUACAGGCGGCCCUGCGUGACAUAGCCCACGCGGUGGUCCAGGACGCAGAAACGAGCGCGUCGGCCGAUGUAGGUUGUGGCGGGCUUGCCGGUGACGGACAGCACCAUCUGCAUCUAUCGCAGCCGAUCGUGUCCCCCGGAGUGGCACCACGUUCACCGAAACGUUCUUCCGGUGGUGGUGGAAGUGGUGGACUGCGUGCUUCACAGGCUUUCGCCGAGGGUACGAUUUCCGCUGUGCAGGCCGCACUGCACAAAUACCAGCUAGCCAUACACGAUCUGCAGGUCAAGUUGCAGACAAACAACGAGACGCUGAAGGCCACGCGAAAGCAGUACGACGGUUGCGAGCAUGCACGUGACAUGCUGUCCGGCAAGGUCGCGGAGCUGACGGAAAAGCUCGACUCGGCGAACCAUCAGCUCUCGGAACUGUACAAAGAACGGGACAGUCUGCAGAAGACGCUGGAUGGGUUGCGCUCGGAUAAGCACACGGUGGAACGCGGAAAGGCGGAACUGAACUCCAUCGUCGAUAGUUUAAACACCGAUUAUGAGAAGCUACAGAACGUCAAUAGCAAACUGCAGAAGAUGUACGACGCGCUAGAGGAAGAGAAGAAAAUGAUCGAGCUGGAACUUCAACGCGUCCAUAAAGAUAAAGACAUUCAGGAAAUGAAUUUAAGAGCGGAAGAAGAACGUUGCAGUAGACUGCGCGAAGAAACCAUUACGCUUCGAGAGGAGCUGAACAAGCUCUACCUUUCACGCGACUUGCUCGAACAGCAACGCAUCGAAUCGGACGGGCUGCUGAAUAUGCUCGAGAAACAGAAACUUGAGCUUGAGUUCGAACUAGACCGUGUGACUGGCGAACGCAAUGAACUGCACGCCACACUAGAAAAACGUACCAACUCCAACGAACACCAGGAACAGGAAAUCCGCCAGCUGAAAUCGACCGUAGCGCAGCUGGACGAAGAGCGCGGCAAACUGCGCGUUCAGUCGAAUGACCAGAGUGCGGAUCUGGCUUCCCUCAAAAAAGAGCUCAUCAGCGCUGAACAGGCCAGGCUGGAUCUCGAUUCGGAAAAGCUGGCCAUCAGUGAACGGUUGAAGUGUCUCGAGAUGGAAAAGGACAAAAUCGAGGCAGAGCUUAGCUGUGUAGCACGCGAACGCAACGAUCUCAGCAAUCAACUUGCAACCAUUGCACGCAAGAAGGAAACCAUCGGUGAAGAGGUGAUGCGACUUCGGCAACGGCUAGAGCAAUCGAAUGAAAUGAAUGGUCGGCUAAAUCGCUCGCUUGAAGAGCUGGUAAAGGAAAGCGAAGAAAAGACGGUUACCAUCGAAGGGCAUGAAAAGGAACUGCAAAGAUUACAGGAACAACUUGCUUCAAUACGCAGUGAGAAGGAAUCUUUGGAAGCCGUUCUUUUCGACACAAACACCUCCCUCGAGGAGGCCGAAGCAAAGAAAGAUGCACUGGAGCGAGAAAAUCAAGAUCUGCUUAUCAAGCAAGAAUCGCACAAGGCUCUAAUCGCCCGGCUCAACAAGGACCUGGAAAACGCGGAACGACGCGCCCAGGAUAUCAAGAUUCAGCUAACAAAUGCGGCCGCCAAUCAAGAGGCCGAGUUCUUACAGAAACUCUCAAGCUUGCGCACUUUCAGCGAGGAAAACAUCAAGAAGCUGAACGACGAAAAGGAGCAGAUUCGACAAACACUCGAGAAGCGUAUGCAGCAAUCGCUCCAGGCGUUAGAAAGCGCCAAAGAUGCCGAAAUCCGACAGCUCCGCGAGCAGUACGAGACGCUGCAGAUGCAUCUGGAUGCAUUGAAUCAACAGCACGAGGAAGUGAUCCUGCGGGCGGAGAACGAAAAGCAGCAAGCGUUGCUGAUUGCCCAUCGCGACAAACAGGCCGUGAUCGAGAAGCUGGAGCUCACGGCACGGGAACUGAAAAAUGAGCUGGAAAAUGGCGAUCGGUUGAAGCGCGAGAUGGCCGCCCGUCAGGAGAAGGACCGCACCACGAUCGGUUGUCUGCGGGACGAAAUUACCAAGAUGCGCACGAAAGCGGAGGAGGCGCGCAUUCGCGCGGAAGAGGAAAUGAAUCGGCUCGAGGUAGCUGCGGGAUCGCUGCGCGAAGAGAAGGAUUACCUGGUGAAAGACGGAGAAGAGCUGAAGGUGCAACUCCGCCUUUCGGAGGAUCGUUGUGAUGCGCUAAACCAUCAGCUUCAGGAUACGCAGCGCAAAUUAAAGGAAGCGGAAAAUAACACCGAUGGAACGAGGAAGGAUUUGACGGACACCAGACGAACCCUGGCGGAUAGCAACAUCGAAAGGGACAAGUACGCCAACAGUAACAAAGAGCUACGGGACCAUGUGAAACGGGUGGAGGAACAGCGCCGGCAGCAGGCACGCACCAUCGAAGAUGCAAUAGCUAAGAUUUCUUCACUGGAAGAAACGCGUAACGGCUUGGAGCAGGAUAAGGUGCGCCUGCAGACCAUCCUGAAGGAAACGGAAACAAAUGUCACCAAACUUAACCAGGAGCUUACGAACGCUCAAACCGACAUACAAAAGUUCCAGACGGACACAAGUCAAAAGGACGCGUCAGAAAAGGAGCUUCAGGCCCGUUUGGCAAACGAGGGCGAGGAGAAGGAACGCGUGUUGGCGGAGUUGCACCAGAUCAAGAAGCAGAUGGCCGACCUAGAGGGUACACUGUGCGCCACCCGUCAGGAGCUCGGCCGGGCGCGCUGUAAGGCCAACCAGGACGAGCAUCGGUUCCAUCAGCGCGAGCAAGAGCUGUGCGCACGGAACGAGGAAGGUCGUGGCCGUGAGAAGAGGCUCGAGGACCAGAAGCACAACCUUGAGGUGUGUCUAGCCGAUGCGACACAACAAAUCCAGGAGCUGAAGGCGCGGCUGGGCGGUGCCGAGGGACGUGUCCGGGCGCUCGAUGAGCAGCUGGUGCAGCUGGAGUGCCAGAAGAAGGAGGUCGAAAACAAGCUCAGCUCGAUCGGCCACACGUUGCGCCGUAUUGCCGGUAUUCAGAUGGACGGUUCGGUCAGUUUGCCGUAUCGUCUGAUGAGCCCCUCGCGUCGGUACAGCCCAGCGAGAGGUGGUACCGGUGGACGAUCAGAGAGCGGUGACUAUCCACCCGGACACCAUCACGGGCAUCACGGGCAUCAUCACCAUCAUCACCACGGACACGAGACGCGCAGUCUCUCCGGUGAGAAUGUGCUGAUAGACGUCGAUCCGGAGAUGGUGCGAAAGGGUGUGCGGUCGCUAAUGCAGCAAAUCGCACACAUCGAGCGCGAACGGGAUGAUUUCAAGGUGCAGCUGUGCACUGCGCGCAAACAGCUGCAGGAGGGCAGCGAUGCACAGCUUCGCCUGGAGACGAAGAUCAACAAACUGCAGCAGCAUGUACGCGCGGUGCAUGAAGACAAAACCAACCUAGAGGCACGGUUGGCGCAGAAGACGAGCGCCUUACAGUCGACCGAGGAAACGCUGCGCCAGAAAUCAGACGAGCUGACGGCUUUACGCGAGAAGGCGGCCCAGCUGGAACAGUCCCUAACGAGCACAACUGAGGAACGGACCCAUCUCGAGGAGCGAUUGGACAAAUGUCGCCAGGGCGGAGCACGUCUCGAAUCUGACAAGCGCCAUCUGCAGGACGAGCUAGCCCGCACAGAGGCGCGGGCCACCAAAUUGGACCUGCAACGGGUCGCCCUCGAGGGUGAUAUACAACGGCUGCAAAUGGCAAUGCAGGAGAAGGAUUGUACGCUGCGCAAUCAGCAGGAACGGUUGGAAAAUCAGCAGCGUUCGCUGACACAGCUCGAGGAUCGCUGUGUUGCACUCAAGAGCACAGUCGACCAGCUCAAGGAACGGCUACAGGCUGCGGCCAUAACCGAAACGGAACUGCGCGGUGAAAUAAGCGGCCUGCAGCGACACAAUGCCGACCAAAGCCACACGUUCGCGCUUGGUCAGGACAAGUUGAAGCAGCUGCAGAAGACGCUAACCGGCAGCGAGAACGAGCGUCGCGUACUGGCCGAACGUCUCGAUGCGACCCAACACACCAUCAACGAGCUGCGGCGUAACCAGCAGGCUGCCCAGGACGGUACGACCCGCCUGCAGGAACAGUUGGCCGAAUGUGAGGUUCAGAAGUCCACUCUGGAGAGUCAGCUGCGCCUGGCCAAGUGGAACCAGGAAACGAGCGAACAGCUCGCAGCAACGGGUGGCAAUAUGGGUGGAGGUGGCGCCGGUGCUUCUGGUGAUCAGGAACUUGCGCGCCAGCUGAUCAGUUCGCAGCGGGAACGAAACGACCUGCGCAACCAGGUGGAGACGCUAAACGAAAGGAUCCGCACACUGGAGCGCGAUAAACGUCCAGCUGGCAAGUACGAUCGGUCCGAGAAGAAGUUGACCGGCGGCGAGUACGACUCAAACCGGAUGGAGUCGACGGCUUACAACUGUGGAUUGGACCAUGCACAGAUCGAGCAGGAAGGGCGUGAGCUGCGCAUGAAGGUACGCCGGCUGGAAACGCUGCUCGCGGAGAAGGAAGCGGAGUUGGCACGGUCCCGGGCGAAGCUGCUCGAAUCACCGAGCAAGGCCAGCAGCCUCGGUGGGGGCAGUGCUGGGGUUGAUGUCGAACGUUACCGGAGCGCACAGGUACAGGCAGAACGGUUGCUAGACGCACGGGAACAAUCACACCGACAGCAAGUUACUCGUCUGGAGAAUCAAAUUACGAUGCUUAGGGAGCAGCUGGCACAGGAGGCAAAACGACGCCAGCAGUACAUACUACACAGUUCACGUGCCGGCAGAGAGAUGCAACAGCUGCGCCAGACCAUUGGGGAAUCACUACGCAACGUAGCACAGGAUCCGCUCGAUACGGGUUUGCUUGAAAGCGAAGCACGUCGAUUGGACAGUGCUGUAUCAAUGAGCUUACCACCAACAACUGGCCGAGGUAGAGGAGAAUUUGAUCGCAGUCUCAGUCCCACGUUCCGUUAAUGACAUCGGAUCGAUUCACACCGCUCAAUCCAUACACUGCCCUAACUUGUAUUGUUAAACAUCAAUCAAAGUAUUUUGAAAGAUAAUUGUGGACAGGCACGAUAGAAGUUAUUAUAUAUAACCGUCCAAUAUUAAAUUAUUAUUAGAGAAAAGCACACAGCACUGUCGCUUUCAGUAGGAAACACUCGAUCUCUAAGUAAUAUGAAUCAAUCCAACUAAAAUAGUUGCCGGAUUGGCAGUUGGAUAAACCAAUAUCUCCAUUGAUCUCACUAAAACAGUCAUACGCAAAAGCUUUUAAAGUACGGUACGGGUACGGUAGCAUAAGUGGGAGAAUCAUCAAAUAUUAUCCAAACGAAUUCAUAUUUAACAUAAGUCGUAAUAUAGUCGCAUAACGAUUUACCUACAGCUGUUAAUAGCAGAUAUCAUCAUACGGUUCACCGCCGGUGCGUUAGCAGUAUGGACAGACAGAUUAGCCAGCAUCGGAUGUUAUCCAAAAACGGCAUCAACUUCAU